Messenger RNA from Raphanus sativus (radish), 988 nucleotides. RefSeq lists its product as uncharacterized. Gene Ontology annotation, biological process: translation. Gene Ontology annotation, cellular component: translation release factor complex. Bases 138 to 665 code for a protein of 175 amino acids. The transcript is spliced from 9 exons. Gene Ontology annotation, molecular function: translation release factor activity; GTPase activity. The record is from RefSeq and is a predicted model, not a curated record. Lineage: Eukaryota; Viridiplantae; Streptophyta; Magnoliopsida; Brassicales; Brassicaceae.
UAUUUUAUUUUGUCUGAAAAUUAAAGAAAAAGGGUGUAAACAUAUACAUAUAUGUAUGUAACUUUGGGUAAAAGUUUAGAGCGUCUUAAUAAAACCUAGAACAGCUUUCCUCUCCUUGUGUUCCAGCAGCAUCCACCAUGGAUAUUGAGGCCGCAUUACAGGUUGAUUCCGCAGAAGAAAACAAUAGAGUUGGAGUUGUCGUUCCGGCAGGUCAGAACACGGAUGGAGUUGAGAUAUUGGAUAUAAUGGAACAAGAACUGAAAGAUGAGGUUCAAGAAUCAACGCCAAUCCCUGAUGUGCAACAAGUCAAGCCUGAGUUCGUUGCCCACCUACAAAUCGUUGAUCUGCCUGCCAAUGUGAUUUUUAUAGCUGGUUACAAGGCUAUUCUUCACAUUCAUUCAGCUGUUGAGGAAUGUGAGAUAAUUGAAUUGAUAAGCCAAAUUGACUUGAAGACGAGGAAACCCAUGAAAACAAAAAAAAUUAUGCAUGUGUCCAAGAAUGGUACUGCUGUGGUCUGCCGUAUACAGGUUAGCAAUUCAAUCCGUGUUGAAAAUUUCUCAGAUUUUCUGCAGUUUGGAAAAUUCACUCUACGAACUCAAGCUACAGGGAAAACAAUUGCUGUUGGAAUAGUGACUGAGUUCACAUGUGCUUCCUCAAGCGCUUGAUCCCAAUCUUGCAGAGGAAAAAGGAGACGGCUUUCGAGUUGCACCAAGGAGUCUGAGUUCCCUAAACUCAAAUCUUAGUUUCAUCUCGAUGGUUAGGUUUGAGAGUUACUGCUACAGAGAGGUGUCACCUGAGACCGUUUUCUGAUAAUUUAAAAGCUAGAAAGAGUAUUAUGAUGAACAUGAGAUGAGAGUUUUUUUUACUUUAAAGCUAAAUUUUACAAUUAAACUAUUGUUAUUACCCUUUUAGCUGCUGAGUGUCUGUCGGCUUUUUGGAGUUUGCUAUUUAAAUAGUUGAGAAACACACAAUUUGUUCCUUAAUGCUC